Molecule: messenger RNA, 1381 nt
Organism: Tripterygium wilfordii
Lineage: Eukaryota; Viridiplantae; Streptophyta; Magnoliopsida; Celastrales; Celastraceae
Product: chalcone synthase-like
Exons: 2
Coding region: 55-1227 (390 amino acids)
Biological process (GO): polyketide biosynthetic process
Molecular function (GO): acyltransferase activity, transferring groups other than amino-acyl groups
Source: RefSeq, a predicted model, not a curated record
AAUAAAAGAGCAGUUUGAACCAAAUAAACCUCAUCGAGAUAGUAGAGUUUGGCAAUGGCAACAUGUCGAGCUCAGGGUGUAGCUUCAAUUUUAGCCAUCGGCACAGCAAAUCCACCCAACUGUUUCUACCAGGCCGAUUAUCCUGACUUUUACUUUGGAAUCACCCAAAGCGAACACAUGACACAGUUGAAAGAAAAGUUCAAACGCAUUUGUGAAAAAACAACAAUAAUAAAACGUUACAUGUACCUCAAUGAAGAUAUUAUCAGAGAGAACCCGAGCAUAGCUACAAGCAACGCCCCAUCCUUGGAUUCGCGUCAAGAAAUUCUAGUUCCUGAAGUACCAAAAUUAGGAAAAGAAGCUGCAGUUAAAGCAAUCAAAGAAUGGGGGAAGCCAAUCUCCAGAAUCACACACCUUAUUUUCUGCACUUCAUCAGGAAUAAUCAUGCCUGGUGCGGACUUUCGACUUACUCAACUCCUCGGGCUUAACCCAUCGGUUAAACGGUUCAUGUUGUAUCAAUCAGGCUGUUUUGCUGGUGCUGCCUCGCUUCGGCUAGCGAAGGACAUUGCAGAAAACAAUGUUGGUUCACGCAUUCUUAUCGUGUGCUCUGAAAACAUGGUUACAUCUUUUCAUGCACCAUCCGAGACCCAUUUGGACAUACUAGUGGGAUCCGCUAUAUUUUCUGACGGGGCGGCCGCGGUGAUUGUAGGUGCUGAUCCUGUUCUUGACAGUGAGCAUCCGUUGUUUGAACUUGUGUCCGCGUCACAGACAAUUAUCCCAGAUUCGGAGGAUGGGAUAAUAGGAGAAGUUCGUGAAAUAGGGAUGAAAUAUUACUUGUCUAAGGGGUUAUCCGAAAUCAUCGCUCGUAAGAUCCAGCAAUGUAUGGUUGAAAACUUUACUCCAUUAGGCAUCAAUGAUUGGAAUUCAUUGUUCUACAUUGUGCACCCUGGAGGGCCAGCCGUUCUUAGAGUCGUGGAAGAGAAUCUCGGCCUGAGCAAAGGAAAAUUGAAGGCGAGUUGGCAUGUGCUACAGGAGUAUGGAAACAUGUGGAGUGCCGGUGUGCUGUUUGUUCUUGAUGAAAUCAGGAAAAAAUCAAUGAAAGAAGGAAAGCCCACCACUGGAGAAGGGUUGAACUUGGGUGCUUUGUUCGGGUUCGGACCAGGUGUUACCGUAGAGACCGUUGUGCUGCGCAGCGUCGCCAUUGAUUCCCCUUUCUCGAGCAUUGCAUAGUAUGGAAUAUUGUUCCGUGCACCUAAUAAAAUGCAGCAACUGAAAUAAGAGAGAUGCAGAAACUCUGUAAAAACAAAGUUUCACAAAACCUUUACUCUGUACCGUUGCCGUUAGAGAUAUCUGCACUGUUCUACUUCUACUGACAGGAAUACUC